AUUCAGCCCACUUGGAGCAGCAUUAGCGUCACAGUGGGGCGACACAGGUACCGGAUUAGAUUGGAUGCAUCCACGGAUUAGAUUGCCCCGUGGGCCCCACACCGCCAUCUCCCUUCACACAAAUCUGAUAUUGCAACAUUGGUUUGCACCAGAUCGAUGCCAGCCGCCUGAUCCCCAUCCGACGGCUUCCGCCGCGCGCCUACUUGCGUCAUUUGGAAUCUACGCGACACGCACGCCCUUUCUCCCCCUCCUCCCUCUCGCCCUCUGCAGUCUGUCUCCGGCGAAACCCUAGACACCAGAGACGCGGCGUUAUUGGAAUCAACUCUGUUUUCGGUGAUUGUGUGUUCGCUAGCGUUUGUUUUGGUGUUUACGGUGCCAAUUGUGGCGGUUCUGGAGCCGAGAAGCCCUAUAAAGCUUCGGCCUUCUACCUCUGCAGAGGUGGUCUCUGAGAGAAUCGGGGAAAGAGCUGUUUUGCCUUUUGUUUUCGGACUCUUUGCAUAGUUAUUGUGCUGAUCAGACCAGGCACUACUUUUCACUGCUUUGUAAAAUCAUUAAUUGAUAUCUUUCUUCUGGCAUCAUUGGUAAGUGUUAGUACUUUCCAUGCGGCUUUAUGGAUCAUUGUCAGUUGUUUGGUUGAAACUUUGUGCAGAGUGCAUCUAGUAGUGGUUUGGCUGGGCUAAAAAUGCUGAGAGUUUCUACACAAUGGGUCCACAGAUCAAAACACUCAAACAUAAUAUUAUUGUUUGAGUUAUAAUGGAUGUUGAAGUAAUUGAUGUUGAAGAGGGGAACAUGGGACACCGUGCUGUAGCAGAUGAUGGACAUGUUGAACCUAAUGAAGUUGGAGGGGAUAACAUAGUGGAAAAUUCUAAUGCUCAGGAUGAUGAUGGGUUUGCUGAGCCACAUGUUGGUAUGGAAUUUGAGUCUGAAGAUGCUGCCAAGAUCUUUUAUGAUGAAUAUGCCAGACGUAUUGGUUUUAGCACCAAAGUCAGUCAGAAUAGCCGCCCAAGACCAGAUGGGACGGUUACUGCUAGGGAGUUUGCUUGUGCUAGGGAGGCUUUGAAAAGGAGGAAUGCUGAUAGCUGUGAUGCUAUGCUUAAGAUAGAGUCUAUGGGUCAAUCCAAAUGGGUUGUGACAAAAUUUGUUAGGGAGCAUAGCCACUCCACUAUGAGUCCUACUAAGGUGCAUUACCUUAGACCCCGCAGGCAUUUUGCAGGUGCUGCAAAGAACAUGGCUGAAACGUACCAAGGUGUGGGAAUUGUUCCAAGUGGUGUUAUGUAUGUGUCCAUGGAUGGUAACCGUGUGUCUGUAGAUACAAAUCGGGGAGCAAGAAAUGUUUCUCCUGUGGAUUCUAAUCGCUCAGUUAAGAACAUUGGUUCUGUGAAUUAUGCUGCCAGACCUAAUCGAAAGAGGACAUUAGGGAGAGAUGCUCAAAAUCUGCUAGACUAUUUUAAGAAAAUGCAGGGUGAGAACCCUGGGUUCUUUUAUGCAAUUCAACUUGAUGAUGAUAAUCGCAUGGCUAAUGUAUUUUGGGCUGAUGCAAGAUCUAGGACAGCUUACGGUCAUUUUGGUGAUGCAGUCACACUAGAUACAAUGUACAGAGUGAACCAAUAUCGAGUGCCAUUUGCUCCAUUCACAGGAGUGAAUCAUCAUGGUCAGACAAUUUUGUUUGGUUGUGCUCUACUUCUAGAUGAUUCUGAAGCUUCUUUUAUUUGGCUGUUCAAGACAUUUCUUGCUGCAAUGAAUGAUCAUGCCCCUGUCUCUAUAAUUACUGAUCAAGACAGAGCCAUACAGACAGCAGUUUCUCAGGUGUUUCCUGAAGCCCGCCAUUGUGUUAGCAAAUGGCAUGUUUUAAGAGAAGGCCAGGAAAGGAUGGCUCAUGUGUGUCAUGCUCAUCCAAAUUUUCAAGUGGAACUGUAUAAUUGUAUCAAUUUGACUGAAACAAUAGAGGAAUUUGAAUUGUCUUGGACUUCUAUCCUUGAUAAAUAUGAUCUUAGGAGGAAUGAUUGGCUUCAAUCAUUGUAUAAUGCUCGCACACAAUGGGUGCCAGUGUAUUUUCGGGAUUCCUUUUUUGCUGCUGUAUCUCCUAACCAGGGGGUUGAGGGUUCCUUUUUUGAUGGUUAUGUGAAUCACCAGACAACAUUACCAAUGUUCUUUAGGCAGUAUGAAAGAGCUUUAGAGAAUUGGUUUGACAAGGAGAUUGAAGCAGAUUUUGAUACAAUUUGCACCAUGCCUGUAUUGAGGACACCAUCACCAAUGGAGAAACAGGCAGCAAAUCUCUAUACGAGGAAAAUAUUUGCGAAAUUUCAAGAAGAGUUAGUUGAGACUUUCGUAUAUACUGCAAAUAGAAUUGAGGGCGAUGAGGCUGUAAGCACGUACAGGGUUGCAAAAUUCGAAGAUGACAACAAGGCAUACAUUGUUACAUUGAACAUUGCCGAAAUGAUAGCAAACUGUAGCUGCCAAAUGUUUGAGUAUUCAGGCAUCCUUUGCAGACAUGUUUUGACGGUCUUCACCGUGACAAAUGUACUUACUCUUCCAUCCCAUUACAUUUUGAAACGCUGGACAAGAAAUGCUAAAAGUGGGGUUGGAUCAGAUGAACGUGUUAGUGAACUACAUGGUCAAGAGUCUCUCACAGUGCGUUACAAUAAUCUAUGUCGGGAAGCCAUUAAAUAUGCAGAGGAAGGGGCAAUAGCUGUAGAGACCUAUAAUGUGGCAGUGGGUGCACUCAGAGAAGGAGGGAAGAAAGUAGCUGUCGUGAAGAAAAAUGUUGCAAAAGUUGCACCACCAGGUUCUCAAGUUAGUGGAGUUGGUUAUGAUGAUAAGAAGUCCUCUACUUCAGCUUUAGAUAUGACCCCAUUAUUAUGGCCGCGUCAAGAUGAAGUGAUACGGCGCUUUAAUCUUAAUGAUUCUAGCAUUCCUGUCCAACCAGUUGCUGAUUUGAAUUUUCCACGUAUGGCCCCCGUGUCACUUCACCGAGAUGAUGGCCCUCCUGAAAACAUGGUUAUUCUUCCUUGUCUCAAGUCAAUGACUUGGGUGAUGGAGAACAAGAAUUCAACACCAACGAAUAGAGUAGCUGUUAUCAACCUGAAGUUGCAAGAUUAUAGCAAGACUCCAUCAGUGGAAUCAGAGGUCAAGUUUCAGCUAUCUAGAGUCACUCUGGAACCCAUGUUGAGAUCUAUGGCCUACAUUAGUGAGCAGCUCUCAACACCAGCUAAUAGGGUUGCUGUUAUCAAUCUGAAGCUCCAAGACACUGAGACAACUUCAGGAGAAUCAGAGGUGAAAUUUCAGGUGUCCAGGGAUACUUUGGGUGCUAUGUUGAGAUCAAUGGCUUACAUCCGUGAGCAGCUUUCAAAUGCUUUCUUAUUUUGGCAGGCUGAGCCCCAGGCAGAGCUUCCAUCAAAAAAGCAACGGAGGUCAAAUUGUUGAAAAGUGUCCAUUCUAUUUCAUACUGAAGCGUGCGUGACCAUCUCUCAUUUGCGUGGAUGGCAUUUGGCAAAGCACGUUCCUAGAAUAUUUGGUGACAAACUCAAUUAAUGACCUCCUCUUGGUGCUUGUUGGGUAGCCUUAACUUGCCUGCCCUGCAAGGUUCUUGUCCUCCAUAUUUGUACAUGUACCACCAAGUCUAAUUUGAGGAACCAAGGCAUCAAAGAGUAUAUUUCAGGUUUCUGGUGUCAGUUCAGUUCUGUAUGAUGCCUUCGGAGAAAGAUGACAGCGUGUUGCAUAUGUUUGUUUCUAUACCCGUUUCCCUUGAAUAGGAAAUAGUCUGUUGUUGCAGAGAGGUAAUUAGGGUACACCUCCGAUGUCGGACCAGGAUGCCAAUGUCCUAUGCCCUCUUUCGGUUUAUGCAUUGGGACAUGGUGUUGCUUUAUUGCUGAAAAUUAUAAUGAAAAUUAGGUGUCCAUUUGCAGUA
Messenger RNA from Malania oleifera, 3907 nucleotides. RefSeq names its product protein FAR1-RELATED SEQUENCE 3. The record is from RefSeq and is a predicted model, not a curated record. Gene Ontology annotation, biological process: regulation of DNA-templated transcription. The transcript is spliced from 6 exons. NCBI's taxonomy places the organism in Eukaryota, Viridiplantae, Streptophyta, Magnoliopsida, Santalales, Ximeniaceae. The coding region runs from base 754 to 3423 and encodes 889 amino acids. Gene Ontology annotation, molecular function: zinc ion binding.